GAUAAAGUUUAGAAUUAACUAUAAAUAUAGGAAGACCGUUGAUAGAUUCAUUAGAGGAAAAAAAAGGCCAAAUAUGCGAACACUGAUUGUUUUGGCACUAGUCGCGGCUGCUUUUGCGGCGGAACUGCCAGUUGAUGCCAAUGGAUCAUCCGCGGUCGCCCCUACUGGUCAAAGGAUCGUCGGCGGUACGUUGACCGACAUCAGCCAAUGGCCUGAGAUGGCCUCCCUGCUGUUCUCCUGGGGAACCACUGGUCACUCACAUUCUUGUGGAGGUACCAUCCUGAACCAGAGGUCAAUUUUGUCAGCUGCUCAUUGCUUCGUUGGUCACGCGCCAGCAAGAUGGCAGGUCCGCCUGGGAUCCUCCUUCGCAAGCAGCGGAGGAGUUGUGUUCACCACCUCGCAGUUGAUCAACCACCCGCAGUACAACACCCCCGCUCGCUACGACAACGACGUCGCCAUUUUGCGUGUCUCUGGUACCAUCGUCUACAACAACAACAUUCGCGCAGGCAGCAUCGCUGGUGCAAACUAUAACUUGGCUGACAAUCAAGUUGUGUGGGCUACUGGUUGGGGACACACUGUUUCCGGCGGCGGCAUCAAUUCAGAGCAACUGCGUCAAGUCCAAAUCUGGUCAGUCAACCAAGCGAUUUGCAGAACCCGCUACGCUACAAGAGGGUGGAACGUCACCGACAACAUGUUGUGCUCCGGCUGGUUGGACGUUGGUGGUCGUGACCAGUGUCAGAACGACUCCGGUGGCCCUCUCUUCCACAAUAGAAUCGUUGUUGGCGUCUGCUCUUGGGGUAUCGGAUGCGGCGACCCCUACUUCCCUGGUGUUAACGCUCGCGUGUCUCGCUACACUGCUUGGAUUCAAGCUAACGCAUAAUAUUCAUUGAUUUGCAUUAAAUAAAUACGUUUAAAUAAAA
Amyelois transitella is the source of this 920-nucleotide messenger RNA. RefSeq names its product trypsin CFT-1. Gene Ontology annotation, biological process: proteolysis. The record is from RefSeq and is a predicted model, not a curated record. Bases 74 to 880 code for a protein of 268 amino acids. Lineage: Eukaryota; Metazoa; Arthropoda; Insecta; Lepidoptera; Pyralidae. The transcript has 4 exons. Gene Ontology annotation, molecular function: serine-type endopeptidase activity.